AUGGACCACAGUAUGAUCAGAACAAUUAUGCACACUGCUAUGGCUCUCUUAUCUUUUUUCAUCUCAAAGUUCAGUGUGUUACCUUCACUAUUAUUCAGGAUCAUGAUCUGGACUAAGCGUCUGAAAAUGGGGGUGAAGGUGAAGUACCUCAAUAAUGAGGGAUACCAAUUUAGCUACUUCACCCGAGGGGAACCCGGAUCCCGACCAUCUGUGCUGAUGCUUCAUGGAUUCUCACUCAACAAAGACAUGUGGUUAAAUACCAUCCAAGUCUUUCCUAAGGGCCUCCACUUGAUCUGCCUUGAUCUGCCAGGCCACGGGGGAACCACUCGCUUGCUCGGAGAAAGUUACACAGCAGUUGCUCAAGCUAAAAGGGUACACCAGUUUGUCCAGUGUGCUGGUCUGAACCACAAGCCUUUCCACCUGGUUGGCAUGUCCAUGGGAGGCAUGGUUGCUGGGGUUUAUGCCGCUCUCUAUCCAGCCCAUGUCUCCUCGUUAGCCCUCCUCUGCCCAGCUGGUGUGAGGUAUUUAACUGAUAGUGAAUUUUUUGCCCAAUUACGUGAGCUGAUUUUCUCUAAGGGCUCUGUGGAGAAUGCUAUUAUCCCAGUUACAGAAGAGCAGAUGGAAAACUUCAUAAAGCUGUGCUUAUACCAUCCCAUUUUUUUAAAGAUUCAGCUCCUAAAGGGUUAUCUUGAAGAUCGGAGAUCACAUAAGUCGGUUUUUGUAAAAUGUUUUCUGGACCUCACCAGCACUGAAUCAAGGUACAGCCUCCAUGAGAAGAUGUGGAAAAUCAAAGCUCCCACCCAGAUUAUUUGGGGAAAAGAGGACAAGGUCUUUGAUUCUUCGGGUGCAGAAAUUUUGGCGGAUGCCAUUCCUAAUUCCCAAGUGCAUUGGCUGGAGAAAUGUGGACAUUUCAUAACUCUGGAGAGGCCCAGGACCUCUGCAAGGCUCCUCUUAGAAUUCUACAAAUCAAUCUAUGACUCAACCAAGCAGAAGAAGGUGGCCUGA
Molecule: messenger RNA, 1005 nt
Organism: Protobothrops mucrosquamatus (brown spotted pit viper)
Lineage: Eukaryota; Metazoa; Chordata; Lepidosauria; Squamata; Viperidae
Product: monoacylglycerol lipase ABHD6-like
Exons: 8
Coding region: 1-1005 (334 amino acids)
Molecular function (GO): catalytic activity
Source: RefSeq, a predicted model, not a curated record